CUCCCGCCGCAAGAGAAGUGAACGCGCUCGAGAGGCUGCGGUCCCAUUGACGGUUCCGUCUCCCUGACAGCAGCAGCAGCAUCAGUAUCAGCGGCGGCGCUGGAAAACAAGAAGUCGCCGCCUCGCCCCGCAGCAACACAGCCACACAGCCAGACCAACGGACCGAGCGGAGACCUGAGCCGCCUCCAGGGGACCCCCCCCUCUCUGCCAGGCCUGAAGGAAGGAACCGAGAUCCCGCUCCCGUGUGCCAUCAUCCCGCACGACCGCCGGAGACAUGGGCUCCCCGUAAAGCGGAGGUGGUGGAGGGGAGAGGCGGGCGGGCGGGCGGUGGGAGGGGGGUGGGGGGAGAAGACAGCGGAGCAGCAAGAGGGAGAAAGCGAGCCUGAAAACGGCCACCGGGAACCGAAGCGCUACCACCACCGCUUCUCCUACUACCACAGCCAGCACCGCCGCCGCCGCCCUGGGUGCCCCCCGCCACCGCCAUGGGAACUCCGCAUCAGUCUCUCCAACCGCCGCUUUGUCCGUGGGCCAUGUCGUGAUCCGUGGGCUCCGCCAGCGGGUUUUCUAUCCGUGAUCCCGACCGAGGCGAGGAGGAGGAGGAGUAGGAAGACGAGGAGGAGUAGGAGGGAGGGAAGGAGAGACGGUGGUGGUGCUGGGGAAGAUGUUCGCCUCGGUGGGCCCUCGGGGCGGCCCGCGCCCACCCGUAGCCCCGGCUAUCCCGGAGCCGGACCUGAGCCAUCUAACGGAGGAUGAGAGGAAGAUCAUCAUGGCUGUGCUCGCUCGGCAGCGGGAGGAGGAGGCGAAGGAGGAGGCCAUGUUAAAAGAAGAGCAGCCUAUCCAAGCAAGAACAGUGAACCUGGUUGGGCAGAAGAAACCACAGCAGCAAAAUGACGUCCGAGGUAUCCAGCAGCAGUUGUCCAGCUACAGGGAAACGGUGAUCCGGCAGGCCACUGUGGCGGCAGGCUCGGCUGUUCACCGGGACGACGCGCCAACCUGCGGCAUCUGCCACAAGACCAAAUUCGCAGAUGGCUGUGGGAACCUGUGCUCGUACUGCCAGACCAAGUUCUGCGCCCGCUGUGGUGGGCGAGUGUCACUGCGCUCCAACACGGAGGACAAAGUGGUGAUCUGGGUGUGUAAUAACUGCCGGAAGCAGCAGGAGAUCCUGACAAAGCCAGGCGAGUGGUUCACCGGUCAGGCUGGGAAACCCGCUGGCCUCGGUUCAGCCGUCAGCGAGCCGUCUGUGUGCCAAACGCUUGGGGACAAGAAGCUCCGCUCUCGCUCCCAAGCACCCCCGGGCUCCACCACCGCGAUCCAAGACCCCAACCGACCGGGCGCACCUGGGACCACAGCUGGCACCGAUGCUCGGUCACGUAGCGAACCGCCACGAGACACGAGAAAUGGAAGGGGAGGAGGAGGAGCUGGUCGCGGAGAGCGCCGGCCAGGUCAGGCAAGGCUGCAGACCCAGGUCUCCAUGGACCGGGACAUGCGGGGGGAGUCCAGGGAGCGCAGGGAAAGCCGGCGGCUGACAAAGGGACGCUCUCUGGAGCAUGAUCCUGUGGGGGGAAACGGUGGAGUAAGACGGACAGAAGAGGGGGGUUACCACCACAUGGACCACAGCGGCGUCUCCCCUCGCCAAGCAGGGCCGGUCCCUCCUGGAGGCCGGGGCCACCCUGGGCCUGUGCAGGGUCGUGGCACGGGCAUAGUAGGGGAUGUUGGGGAUAGCGUGCGGCCUGGUCAAAGGACGUUGGGCGGGGUUGGUGGGCCACAUGAACACAGCCUUGCUCAGCAGCCCCCUCCCCCUGAACUCAGAGAGCCUGGGGGUUCGGGCCCUAGCUCGAACCCCGGCCAGGGACCUGUAGUGAGACGGACGAAACGGGAGAAGGCUGAGACCAUGCUGCGCAAUGAUUCGCUCAGCUCUGACCAAUCGGAAUCUCUGCGUCCACCACCGCCAAGGCCCUACAAGUUGAAACGGGGGCUGGGUGCCGGAGUGAAGAGGCAAACCAGUGUCAGCAGUUCAGAGGAGGAGGGAGGGACCACGCCCGAGUACAGCAGCUGUGAGGACGCUGAGAUCGAAAGUGUCAGCGAGAGAGGUGACUGGGAGUGCUACCCCCAUGACCCCACUGUAUGGCAUCAUCCUGUAACCUGGCAGCCGUCCAAGGAGGGAGACCAUCUGAUCGGAAGAAUCACCCUCAGCAAAAGGAGCGCCACCAUGCCUAAAGAAGCUGGAGCACUGCUGGGGUUAAAGGUGGUGGGAGGCAGAAUAACAGAGUCAGGGAGAUUAGGUGCCUUCAUCACUAAAGUCAAGAAGGGAAGCCUUGCUGACGUGGUGGGACAUCUCAGAGCAGGGGAUGAAGUUUUGCAGUGGAACGGGAAGCUGUUACCGGGGGCAACCAUGAAGGAAGUUUACAACAUCAUCCUGGAAUCUCAAGCUGAGCCUCAAGUGGAGCUGGUGGUAUCCAGGCCUAUUGGGGUGUAUAGAAAAUAUCAUGAUAUCCCAAGAAUCCCCGACACAUCCCACCCUCCAUUAGAAUCUACAGGUUCCAGUUCUUUUGAGUCCCAGAAGAUGGAGAGACCAUCCUUAAAUGUCCUGUCUCCCUCCAGUCCAGGGAUGCUCCGAGAUGCUCCACAGUUAAUGCCAGGGAAACUCUCAGUGAAGCUGUGGUAUGACAAAGUGGGUCAUCAGCUAAUAGUCAACGUGAUGCAGGCAGCAGAGCUUCCUCCUCGGCCUGACGGCCGGCCCAGGAGCCCCUAUGUCAAAAUGUACUUCCUCCCUGACCGCAGUGACAAGAGCAAGCGAAGGACAAAAACUAUGAAGAAGACCUGUGAGCCCAAGUGGAACCAGACGUUUGUCUACUCUCAUGUCCAUCGCAGGGAUUUCCGCAACCACAUGCUGGAGCUGACUAUAUGGGACCAACCCAGGUCACCGGAGGAGGACAGCACCUUUAUGGGAGAGAUCCUGAUAGAGCUGGAGACGGCCUUACUGGACGACAAACCUCACUCGUAUCCACUCCAAACCCAUGAUGUCUCAUCCAUACCGCUGCCCCGACCCUCCCCGUACCUGCCCCGACGACACACGGAACCACCUGGCAAGAAGCUGCAGCGUUCUCAGCGUUUAACAGAGCCUGAAUUUGAUGAAGGUACAACAGUAGUGUCGAAAGCAGCGGAUGGGCGUGGCAGGGAGAGGCAGCGAGAGUCCACGUCUACCCUGGAGGUGCCAGACCAGCAAAGGACGCCCUCCCAUCACAUACGAUCCCGCUCGGUCUCCCCACACCGCGAGGAGCAGGGACGGAUCCGCUCACGGCCACCCAAUGUUCCCGCCCAGAGGAGUCUGGACAACGAGUUUCCUCACACUCGUCGUUCCCGUUCUCCGACCCGUUACUAUGACGCUGCCAGAGGCCGCCACCAUGAGCAGGAGUACCCGGAUGACAGCAGCGAGGUCAUCAUGAUCCACCAGUCAUUGAGAGGCAAAAGUGCCGAGUGCCUCCACACCAGGAGAUCUACUAGGCACAAUAACACACUUCCACCUAGGAUGCCCCUUUUGUUCAACGCUGUCCCCGAACAUACAACCAGUGAUCUGCAGCCUUCUCUGGACAGGGUUAGGAGCGCUAGCGCCAACUGUUUGACUCCAGACAAUCAUGCCCCCUCACCAGAGACUGAAAGAAAAUCUUUGUCCCAUUCCCUGCCCCGGAGACGUCCGGCAAGUCCCAGGAUUCUUAUCCAACAUGCUUCCCCUGAAGAUGACAGAAUAUGGAUGCCACUUCCUACUCAAGAGACUUUAAUUCACAUCAGUACAAAGAAGAGGCAGCCUCGGACCUUGGAGAUACCUGUGUGUCAGGCUCUUGGCAGGAAGCUCCCUGACAGUGGCAGGGGCCACCUCCAAGGUGGUGCGUCUCUGUCCUCCUCAGCCCGCAGAUCGAGGCAACUCCCGCAGCUUCCGCCCCAGAGCAGCACCGUAGAACAAGCCCUGGUAGCAGAGGAGUGUGUUCGUCAGCUCCAGAUGAGGGUUCAUUCCAACCGGGCGUCAGCUGCUGCCCCCACCUCCAGCCAGCAGGACUUGGACGGAGCCCUCAAGAACAAACGGGAGCUCUACAAGGACCAGAGGAGGAGCAGUGAGAACAUGUCCCAUAAGUCCUCAGACAGUGAUGUCAGCGACGUGUCAGCCAUCUCUCGAACCAGCAGUGCCUCUCGCAUUAGUAGCACCAGCUACAUGUCCAUCCAAUCAGAGAGACCCCGGGGACGCUUCAGCAGGGCCAUGCGCGCAACAGGCCGCCAUAUGAUGAAGAGCACCAGCGUGAGCGGUGAGAUCUACGGCAUGGAGCACACCGACGGCAGCCAAUCAGACACAGCACUCGGGAGCCUGGGAAGCGGGAUCAAGAAGCGACGCUCGAGCCUCAGCCAACGUGUUGUUGCCAUCCUGCCAUCCAGACGCAGCCGGAGUACCUCACAACUCAGCCAGACAGAGGCGGCGGGUAAGGCGGCGGACAGACAGAAAGCGGCUUCAGCAGGUAAGAAGGUGGGCAAAGGUGUCAGCAGCAUCCAGAGGAGCGUGGAGACGGGCAUGGCUGUGGAAUACCCACGGGGAGGGUCGGGCAUGAACCGGCAGGCAAGCAGAGAGUCGACUGAUGGCAGCAUGAACAGCUACAGCUCUGAGGGGAAUCUGAUCUUCUCAGGUAUGCGGUUGGGUGCCGACAGUCAGUUCAGUGACUUCCUGGACGGUUUAGGCCCCGGUCAGCUGGUUGGCCGGCAAACCCUGGCCACACCUGCCAUGGGUGAUGUUCAGAUCGGUUUGAUGGAUAAGAAAGGUCAGCUGGAGGUGGAGGUGAUCAGGGCACGAGGCCUUACCCCCAAACCAGGCUCCAAAUCCCUCCCAGCUCCUUAUGUCAAGGUGUACCUGCUGGAUCAUGGAAGUUGUAAAGCCAAAAAGAAAACCAAGAUUGCACGGAAGACGCUAGAGCCGCUCUACCAGCAGCACCUGCUCUUUGAGGAGAGUCCCCAGGGCAAGGUGCUUCAGGUGAUAGUAUGGGGCGACUAUGGACGAUUGGAUCACAAAUGUUUCAUGGGUGUAGCACAGAUCUUGUUGGAGGAGCUGGACCUGUCAAGUACGGUGAUUGGCUGGUACAGACUGUUUCCGCCGUCCUCAUUGGUGGACCCUACGUUAGCUCCGCUCACGCGGCUGGCGUCUCAGACAUCAUUGGACAGCUCAGGACUGCCACCGGGCGUACGGUCCUAGUGACCGAGUGGCGAGCGCAAUACCUUCCCACAAAAUAUCCCUUAAAGUGACAAAACAAUGGCCCACAGCUGCGGACCAGAACUGAGCCGAGGGCAAGAACACGACCCCCGAAGACGACAACGACAAAGCCCUCUUGGUCAACCAAUGAAAAGCCAGAUAUAGCAACAGGGAAUUAGAGAGAGAGAGAGAGAGAGAGAGAGAGAGAGGAAGAUACCGAACUAGCCAAUCAAAGCUUAGCUGGAGUCUGACAAUCACGUUUCACACCUUCCCACUUCCUCCUCCGUAUGCCUUUCUGUCUGCAAAGCUUUGCUGACUUUGUUUUCUCCUCUGGGCUCAGCUACAGCGAAGCUUUCUGUCCAACAUUCUUCACUUCUCGCUACUGUCUUUCUUUUCUCCUUCUUUCCUUGUGCAGCCCUUUAUCAGACCACCCGAUCAAAUUGGAAAGUCCUCCACCUUAGUAUCCCUCUGGCCAAUCAGAGUAGAGCUUGCUGCCAGGCCACGGGGGAUGAGCGGGUGAACAAUGUGCGGGAGUUAGUAAGUUACCCGGAGUUAACAAGUAGCAAACCCUUCAUUCGGCUGUACCGUCACGUAGAGCACGGCACAUUCUUAGCCUUGUCGUGACAUGAGAAAGCAAGCACAAGGUAAACUUGACUCCUUUAUUGGGACAGAAUACAAAAACGUUUUGUGCUUCAGGGAAACACGGAGGAAAGAAAAUAGAGGCCGAAUUUCCUUUAUUUAUUUUUAAAUUUUUACAUUUGGAAUCAUUUUUUCUGUCUUUGUUUAGAGUUCAGAAUGGUACCAUAAGGUGCAGACUCCCUAUGUGAAUGAUUUUUUGCUUUAUUUCGAGCGAUGAUGCGCCAACGGCCGACAAUAAAGGCCAGGUCCCAUUUGCCCGAACACCCUUUGCCCAACCCUCACCCCCACCCCCCAGCCUCCCACCCUCCGGUUUCCUCCCCUUCCUGAUCCUUCAAACUCCCCCUGUAGGAGGGAGCAGCAUGACUCUGGGACGCCCCGGCCCCAGGCUGCAUGCACUCUUCUUUUGUUCUGUUUGUUUCGUUACUUUUUGUUUUGUUCUCUACUUUUUUUGUAAAAUAGAAGACGAGACAAAAAUUUACGAACAAUUCUCAAAAAAAACUAAAACAGAAAAAAAGACUAGACUAUGUGUGUUAGUCCCACAUACUUUUAGGCCAGCUUGUAUGUUGCAUGUUCUUGUACAGUUUGCUCGUACUGAAUAUGAAUACAAUCCGAGAAAAGCCAAGCCAUCCCCCGCCCCCUAUUAGGAGCGGACCAAUGGUGUGGGGGGAUCAAAAUCCGCCCAGGCCACGCCUUCCACUCUGGGUCUAAAUAUCCAUAGUAGGAAUUCUCCAGAUUUUUUUUUUUCUUAGUUUCAGUUUUUGCUCAAAACCCUUUGAACAACAGUGCUGUUCUGUAGUACUGAGCAUACUCGAGUCCCUGGCGUAUCUGAGGGUGUAGCUGUCUAAACUGUAGUCUAACACAGUCGGGGCUAGAGACAGAGAUAGAGAAUGUGUGUAUAACAGCUAAAUGUAUAUAACCUAUAAUUAUGAGUUUGACAGAAGUUAUAAAGAUAUAGAUAAAUUAAUAUAAAAAAGAGUUUCUGACACCCGUCACCGACACACACGCACACACACACACACUCACAGACAUGCACGCACCUUGUACAUACAAACCAGGAUGAGGCUUGAACUUAAGUCCUAAACAGACAGUAACAUGGCUGACACACAAACAUUCCUGGUCUUGUUGAAGGGAAUUUGCGUCCUGUGGACAUGCUCGAGCCGCUGAGCAGCUUUGAGCCACAAGGAGGCGCUAAUAGGCCUUUAUUUUUGUCCCAGAAAAUCAUGCAGAACCAAUUGGAACAAAGUUUAUUUUCUUCUCCUUAAAUCCCCUUUCCCUCUGUUUAUUAGUAUUGGUUUGGACUGGACUUCUAAAGCCAAUAAGAAUCUGAUUUUGCAGACAUGUUUUGCGGAUGUUUCUGUUGAAACCCUUGGCGGUGUGGCCGACUGCCCUUUCCUUUGUCAGUAUUACUCCAGGAAUACUGAUUGUUUACAGCCCAUGGCUCCCCACUCCCAAACCACGAUUUUAGAUGAAAGACUAAGUAUUCACUGCAGUUCUUGUUUGUAUAACAGAUGUGGCUCUACUGAUGUGUAUGUUUUAUAUUCAAGAGUUCAUUUUUAUUAUUUACAAAUAAAAGACUGUGGAAGAAGA
Etheostoma cragini (Arkansas darter) is the source of this 7453-nucleotide messenger RNA. RefSeq names its product regulating synaptic membrane exocytosis protein 3-like. Gene Ontology annotation, biological process: positive regulation of synaptic transmission; regulation of synaptic plasticity; intracellular protein transport. The transcript has 35 exons. Gene Ontology annotation, molecular function: small GTPase binding; transmembrane transporter binding. Lineage: Eukaryota; Metazoa; Chordata; Actinopteri; Perciformes; Percidae. Gene Ontology annotation, cellular component: presynaptic membrane; cytoskeleton of presynaptic active zone. The coding region runs from base 662 to 5230 and encodes 1522 amino acids. The record is from RefSeq and is a predicted model, not a curated record.